Messenger RNA from Colletotrichum lupini, 1332 nucleotides. RefSeq lists its product as uncharacterized. The coding region runs from base 1 to 1332 and encodes 443 amino acids. Lineage: Eukaryota; Fungi; Ascomycota; Sordariomycetes; Glomerellales; Glomerellaceae. The record is from RefSeq and is a predicted model, not a curated record. The transcript is spliced from 8 exons.
AUGCCGGGCGCCGCAAAGCAGCAUCGCAAUUGUACGGGUCAUGGUUCGCGUGCAUGCUGGCCCAGUCAACGAACCCCCCGAAUGGUCUCCUCGGCCGACCGAUGCACCUUUCCUGCCAGAUUGUUCGACGUGCAUUCCGAUCAAGUGACGGACUGUUGCAUGGUCGAUAGGACCACUGUUCCAUGCUCUUGGAACCCCAUCGCACCAGAAAGUUUGUCAUAUCUCCCCUUGCGAUUUGACUUGCAGAAAUCAUCAUCCCUCGUAACUAAUGCGAGAUUGAGAGGCCUCGGGGAAGACGAACCCCCUUUCGCGUCCAGCGCUUUGACUCCUUAUUUCGGGCGCGGGAUGAGUCUUUCUGGUCAGUCGGUCUCGUUCGCAAGCUGUCGGUUUUACGUCCAAGAAAGAGAGUUCCUGCAAACCCUUGGUAUAACGCUGCCAGACAUAUUCCAGCGUGUUGAUAUCCAAGGCCAAGGAUGCGCCCUGGAAUAUCCCAGACUUUGCAGCAUUGUCGAUAAGUCGGCAGUUGCCAUCCAAAAUGACAUGGCCGGACAGUCAUGCCUCCUUCUCCACGUUGAUACUAUGGCCUGCCCCCGCUUUGCCCUGCUGCGAACGCCUGCGGGACGUGACCGGGAACCGUUGUACUUGCUCGUCAAGCGUAGGAUAGCUAACGAGGUUUCUCCUGGUAGCAAAGACAUUUCCAAAGAGUCCAAAUUCCGUCUUCCACUGAACGCAAUCUUAUCGACCUCCAUAUCACCUUGGCCCCGCCUCUGCAAGACGACGUUGACGUUGAUCAUGUCAAUACAAGCGCCUUCUUAUUUGGAUUCCGCUAGCGCGCCUCUUGUGCCGGCCCGUUUGGCAGCCAUUGGGUAUGAAGUAGGAUCUCUCCCACCUACAACACAUUCUCGUGCGACUGGGACUUGCGAUAAUAGCGUUAUCCAUGUCGGUACUGCGUAUACCGAAUGUACGAGGUCCAGAGGCGAGAAAGCCCCCGCGGAACGCAUCCGGCCAGACUGGGGCCACUGUGGCCAAUUUGAAUUUGGUUCCGUGAAGCUUUGUACUCCUUGGGGCGCGGCUCAUAUUCUUGGAGCUGAAACCGUGGGCAUCUCCAUCCAUUCUGAUUUAACCGCGCCGUGGCCUGGCCGCAGCAUCAACAGUAACCUUGGGGGCUUCAUCGUCGAAACCAAGUUGAGGCUCAAGACGAUCUCCCUGCCGUCCGGCAAGACUGAUCCCGGAUCCUCAUACUUGAUCAAUGCGCCAGAAGCUCUCGUCCAGGAUCCCUUUCACACCCCCGCGCAACUCGUCUCAUACGCGGUUGACGCCAUACUUGUUUAA